CCCGAUCGAAACCUAGAAUGUAUUUGUGAAAGCUACUUGCUCUCAGUCUGUCUUUCUUCUCCUCCUCCUUCGUAUUUACAUACCGUGGCUGUAUGUGUGCGUGUGGAUGCGUACGUGCGCGCACAUGCAUGUGUGAUUUGUGUACAUAGUGGUGUUUGUUCGGAUUCGAGAAGGUCUUUGGACGCGAAAGGAUACGAUCGAUUGCGAUUAGUGGAACGAGAUAUGACUGUCGCCGGAAAGAGAUUCGUGGACUGCACGGCUUUGGAAAUCGGAAGCAUCGCGGACGCAGAAGAUUCUUCUUAUGAUAGCGACUAUGAUGUUGAAGACCUAAUUCCAUCCGCUAAGGCAGCACAUUCAAAACUAGAUCUACAGGUAUCUGCAUCAAGUCAUUCCGAUUUAUCGAGGACUUCUUCUGAUACUCUGGCAGCAGAAUAUGCUGAAUAUGUAACAACAGGGAGUCCACCUAAUCGAAGUCCUGGAUAUACAGCCAGGGUUGAGUUUGCACUGAAACUUGGAUACACAGAGCGUCUGGUGCAAAUAGCAAUGGAAAAAUUAGGUCCAGAUCCGGAGCAGAAUGAUUUAUUAGCCGAGUUGAUAAAACUUGGGGCCAGCAGUUUACAAAAAUCAGAUGAUAUGUUGGAGGAAUCUGGUAUUGUUUCAGAAAUGCAUUUGACCAAUGAGGAUACUGUCACCAGGUGUACGAGCAGACUUAGACCAAUCGUGAUAGAUGGAAGCAAUGUGGCGAUGAGUCAUGGAAACAAAGAAGUAUUUUCGUGCAGAGGAAUUAAGAUUUGCGUGGAUUGGUUCAAAGCAAGGGGACACAGAGAAAUUACCGUGUUUGUACCGAAAUGGAGAAAAGAGGCCUCUAAAAUUGAUAAUCCAAUCGUCGAUCAAGAAAUUCUCGGGGAGUUAGAACGGGAUCGUUUGCUCGUUUUCACGCCUUCUAGAUUAGUUGGUGGCAAGAGAAUGGUUUGUUACGAUGAUCGUUAUAUUUUGAAGUUGGCGGCGGAGACUGAUGGCAUUGUCGUAAGCAACGAUAAUUAUAGAGAUCUAGCGCAAGAGAAUCUUGAAUUUCGGAAGGUCGUAGAAGAACGAAUCUUAAUGUACACGUUUGUAAACGAUCGUUUCAUGCCUCCAGAUGAUCCGUUAGGUAGAAACGGACCUACUUUAGAGAACUUUUUGAGAACCUUCCCAAAAAAGCCAGAUCCAGCUCCACUUUGUCCAUAUGCGAAAAAGUGCACGUACGGAAAUAAAUGCAAAUUUCAACAUCCGGAAAGGGGUCCUCAUCCACAGAAAUCGGUCACAGAAAAAUUAGUAGAACAUGUGCAAAAACAUCUUCAAGCGAGAAAUUCCAUUUCGAAUCUUUCUUCGCCGAGUAGUAGAUCUCUUAAAACGCAUCAACCACUUUGUAAAAGUAGAUCGACGGUGACUAAUAGUAUCCAGCCGAUAGUAUCAGUUACAAAGAGUAAAUCCGCAGAAAAUGUUGCUGUUGAACAACCGGUAAUUUCUGGCUCGCACGGAACUCAAGCAUUACCGACAAAUUCACAAAGUUUAACUGGAAUGUUUAACCGAGAAAGUAAAUUGAACGUAGAACAUCCUAAUUUACACAGGCAACUUGAAAGACAGUUAACUUUGAAUCCAGUCUAUGAUCCUAGACUUUGUCAGCUGAUGCAGCGUCAACAAGCUUCUCAGACUGGUACACCAUUGCAAUCAACAGCAGCGGCUUCUUCCAGAUGGCAACACAGACCUCUAACUAAACAUUACAGUAAUGAAUUACCUUACAGAGUCGGCGCAAAUCGUGAUCUCUUAGAUGCAAGGCAGUGUCACGAACAUGCAACACGUAUUGCUUCGGCGCCAGAUUCCUAUCAAGCUCUGUCAUACAACAAUUCUAAUACAGCUUCGAGAUUGGAUUCAGAAUUGGGAUCGAAAACGGAAUUAACAUCGGAUCCAGAGGAUUACUUGGGGGUGGAAUCCUGGUUGAUUCCAUGGGGUUGGGAUGAGGAUGCAAGAAGAGAACUGGUGAAAGAAAGAAUAAAAGCAGCAUUGUUCUUGCGAAAUAUGUUCCCUGAUGGAGACAUAAAAGUAGCUAUGCUGUUGCAUCCUUUUGAAACCUGUCCGAUGGAACUCUAUAUCAUUCUGACGAAGUGGUGUAGGCGUCGGCGUCGCAAUCAGUAGGACUUGCAAUAUUUGUUUACUUAUUCAAUUUAUGUUAUUACACAAAUACAUCGAAACAAGUAAUAAUUCUAUAAAAGAAACAAAGUGAAAAUAGAAAAGAUUUUUUUAUUACAUAUUAGAACAAGUUUAUUAUAAAAAUAAAUCGAGAUUUCCCUUACAGCGCCUAACAAAAGUGUUCUACAUGCAAACUAAUGUACAAAUUGGAGUUUUUGACAUAUUAAGUAAAAUUUUUUAUCAUAGAAGAACUAACUUUCUACAAUUCUAGCAUUAGCUGUUCUCACCUAAAAAUGUGUCUACAGAUCGUUUACGACAGAGUGGCAAUUAAAUCUGAUGAAAAUAAUCAAUUUCUUUAUGAGAGUGUAAAGCAGAAGGUACGAUUUUUUUUCUUUUUCAACAGAAGAUGAAAGCUAUAAUCGAAAAUAACAAAAUCAAUUCUUUCUUUUCCCUGCGAAUUUACUAUUAACUGUUUAUGUUUUAAUAUGAGGAUAAGGUGUAUUUAUUUUUAAUAAAGUGCCCGUGUUUUCUAUUAUAA
Molecule: messenger RNA, 2707 nt
Organism: Megalopta genalis
Lineage: Eukaryota; Metazoa; Arthropoda; Insecta; Hymenoptera; Halictidae
Gene: Regnase-1
Product: zinc finger CCCH-type containing protein regnase 1
Cellular component (GO): nucleus; cytoplasmic ribonucleoprotein granule
Molecular function (GO): metal ion binding; RNA endonuclease activity; mRNA binding
Source: RefSeq, a predicted model, not a curated record